Molecule: messenger RNA, 2212 nt
Organism: Helicoverpa zea (corn earworm)
Lineage: Eukaryota; Metazoa; Arthropoda; Insecta; Lepidoptera; Noctuidae
Product: zinc finger protein 572-like
Exons: 5
Coding region: 727-2196 (489 amino acids)
Biological process (GO): regulation of transcription by RNA polymerase II
Cellular component (GO): nucleus
Molecular function (GO): RNA polymerase II cis-regulatory region sequence-specific DNA binding; DNA-binding transcription factor activity, RNA polymerase II-specific; zinc ion binding
Source: RefSeq, a predicted model, not a curated record
UAGGCUUUCUGAAGGCAAUGCACCUUCUUAGUUUGACUGCAACGGCUUAGAUGGCGCCACAAACACCAGCCGUUUGAUCGGUAAGUAGGUACACUUUUGGCACUCAAGUAAAGUCAAUCUAAAAAGUCGAAGAACCUAUCGGAAGAGUCCUAUUAAGUAAUAUCACAGUAGGUAUUAGUUUGUACUGAUACAUCAUCAAGUAAUUGGACUCUGGAUAGAUAGCUCCCUAUGUAGAAUAGAAAUAAUUGGGUAGGUAAAGUAUGUAUAGUAAGUAAAGUCACACACAGUCUUCAACUGACUGAUAGGUAUUUUACAAAGGAAAUUGCUAUAUCUACAGCAAAUCUAACAGGAGCCACGAACCGACAGAGGUUCAAUCUCUGAGAAUAUUAUUAAGUAUAUCGUUUAGAUAAAUGAUAAAAACGGAAACCUUAAUGUUACAUUUUGAAAUCACAGAUAGAACAUCCGUCUUUCAGCCGCAUUACAACAGGUUCGACUCGAUGCGAGUUUGCGCAUUAGGUACCUACUCGCACUGCACUAAGUAAGUAUACCUUUUUGGAAAAAUAUCAAUAGCGAUGAAGUAUACGAAGCUCAACAGUAUCGCUAUCUUCGAACGCGCAUGCGUCGUUGUAGGAUGGAUGGUGAAAAGUCUAGCAAAAUCAUUACGGUGCAUAACAUUCAGAAUAGAAACAGUGCCAUAAUAAUAAUUAUGCCCUUAAAAAUUUAAACAUGACGCAAACAAUUGACGACAACUUUGAACGUUGCUGCCGGCUCUGUGCCGAAGAACAAGAUGUUACUAUAAUGAUAUUCAGUAAAGAAGCCGAAGCAAUGCUUCUACAAAACAAACUCAACAAAUAUUUAUUAAUUGAGGUGGAUGAAGACGACAAGUUGCCCAAAAACAUUUGUAUUAAGUGCUGCACAAAAUUACAAUCAGUUUGUGAUUUUAUUGAUACAGCGCGGAAGGCUCAGGAAGUGCUUCUACAACGUAGUUUUGUGAUAGAUCGGAUCAUAACAGAAAAAUGCAUGAUAUCUUUAGCAACAGAUGAAAAGUUUGAAUCGGAAGAAAGUGUCGAUAAUGAUAAAUUUACUGAAAUGGAAGUGAGUGUUGAUCCAAUGAUGGUUCUGCAAAACUCUGCAUCAACUUUCUCACCCAAUUAUGAGCAAAGCCCCUCAGUGGAAGACGUAACCUAUCUACAUGGAUUGGAUACAGAAAAUGUCACUAUAAAAUUAAUCAAAAAGGGGGGUUCGCAUUCCGAUUCAGAAGAUGAAAAGGAAAAGGACAGCAAUCAACCAACUUCUAAUGAGAGUGGUGAUGAUGAUGAAAAAUUUGUAAAGCCCUUCCAAUGCACAUCAUGUGACCGUAGCUUCUGCACAGACUUGGCUUUAAAAAAUCAUGUCUGGAUUCACAUUCCUGAAAACAAAGAUGAGAGACACUAUAAUUGCCACACAUGUUCAGAGGGCUUUUUUUAUAAGUAUGAUUUAAUCUCACAUUUGAAGAAGCAUCGAACAAAUGGUGUAUGUCAGCUCUGUGGAAGAAUGUUCAGAUCAGAAAGAACUUAUGUUGCUCACAUGUCAGUACAUUUACCAUCAAGCAAGUCAUAUACUUGCAAGAUAUGUGGGCGCUCAUACAACACAUGGGGAGGCCUGAAAACGCAUAGUGUCACUCAUAGUAGCGACAGACCUUACUCAUGUGAAAUUUGUAUGAAGACUUUCAAAAGAAACCAGGAUUUAAAAUUCCAUGUAAACCAGCACACGGGAGCGAAACCGUACAAAUGUCCAUUCUGUGACAAAUGCUUUGCAAGUUCAGGAAAUUGUUACUCUCACAGAAAUAGGAUGCAUCCUGGGGAGAAACAUGAAGGGAGCACUAAGAGAAUAGUGCCUGCAGCUGCUGGAAUGCCUGCACUUCGCCCGAUUGCUCCAAAACCUGACCCCCUUGAGGAACCUACGGAUAGCAAUCUCACUAUUGUAAAUGGUGUUAAAAAAUAUAAAUGCCACUUGUGUGAUCAUAGUUUUGUGAAGAAAGAAAAUUUCAAUUACCACAUGUACCAACACACGGGAGAAAAACCUUUCAAAUGUACGUUUUGUUCGGAAAAAUUCGUGACCAGAAGAGGAUUACUCAUCCAUCAUGAUAAUAAACAUCACGGCAAGAAUCGUCCACUGGGUGUCAAUAUAAAAACUGUAUUUAUCGACGUUCAAUAAUAUUGACUUAAAAGAU